Molecule: messenger RNA, 361 nt
Organism: Parathielavia appendiculata
Lineage: Eukaryota; Fungi; Ascomycota; Sordariomycetes; Sordariales; Chaetomiaceae
Exons: 1
Coding region: 51-242 (63 amino acids)
Source: RefSeq, a predicted model, not a curated record
AGGCGGCUUUUCUUGUACAAUGCUGCCCCGAAGCAGUAGAGACGCUAGUUAUGACGUCACUAUCCCAAGCCCGUCUCUUCCACUGCAGCAAACUCGUCAACUUCAUGAGAGGGUUCCACUGCACGUCAUUGGAUAAUUCGAGCCUCGGCUGGUUGAACUCCAAUCGAAUGAAAACUCGCUCUACGGCAUGGUGUUCGGUUGAUAUAAGUCCCUUUUUUGUCGGUCAGACCUCCUUCAAGUAGAAGGAAGGGGACGAGAAACCGGAAGGUUCGUCUCGUUCCGGCAGUAGAUCGAGAGAGGGACAAUAGAAGUAAAUGACAGGCAAGAGAAGAUGGCGACAAUGAAUAUUAAAGCAGUCCAG